GCAAACCCUAAUUUUCGACUCUCUGCUAGCUCCCGAGAAAAUGGCCGCCGCCGCAGCCCGCCCUCUCGUCACUGUGCAAUCCUUGGAGAACGAUAUGGCCACCGACGGAGGAGCCGCUGCCAACUCCCUCCCACUUCCCGACGUCAUGAAGGCCGCCAUCCGCCCCGACAUCGUAACCUUCGUGCACGGGCAAAUCUCCAACAACGCCCGGCAGCCUUACGCUGUCUCCAAACGCGCCGGCCACCAGACCUCCGCCGAGUCCUGGGGCACCGGUCGCGCCGUCUCCCGUAUCCCCCGUGUUGCUGGUGGCGGCACCCACCGCGCUGGGCAGGGGGCCUUCGGCAACAUGUGUCGCGGCGGAAGCAUGUUUGCUCCCACCAAAAUCUGGCGCCGCUGGCACAGAUCUGUCAAUGUAACGCAGAAGCGUCACGCCGUCGUUUCAGCGAUCGCAGCCUCCGCCGUUCCAUCACUCGUCCUUGCUCGCGGUCACAAGAUCGAGGAGGUCCCCGAAUUGCCUCUUGUCGUUUCCGAUUCCGCCGAAUCGGUUGAGAAAACCAGCGCCGCUCUGAAAAUACUGAAACAAAUCGGAGCCCUAGCCGAUGCCGAGAAGGCCAAGGACAGCCAAGCGAUCCGUGCUGGAAAGGGGAAAAUGCGCAAUCGCCGCUACAUUUCGAGGAAAGGCCCUCUGAUUGUGUACGGAAACGAAGGAUCCAAGCUGGUGAAGGCUUUCCGAAAUAUCCCCGGAGUCGACAUCGCGCAUGUUUCCCGUCUCAAUCUUCUCAAGCUUGCUCCCGGAGGCCAUCUCGGCAGGUUCAUCGUGUGGACCAAAUCGGCCUUCGAGAAGCUUGAUGAGGUUUAUGGCACCUUUGACAAGCCUUCGGAGAAGAAGAGCGGAUACGUGCUGCCGAGGGCUAAAAUGGUAAAUGCUGAUCUUGCUAGGAUUAUCAACUCCGAUGAGUUGCAAUCUGUGGUGAAGCCGAUCAAGAAGGAUGUGAAGAGAGCUCCUUUGAAGAAGAAUCCUUUGAAGAAUUUGAAUGUAAUGCUGAAGCUCAACCCGUACGCCAAGGCCGCGAGGAGAAUGGCGCUUCUGGCCGAGGCGCAGAGGGUUAAGGCCAAGCAAGACAAGCUUGAGAAGAAAAGGAAACCAAUCACCAAGGAGGAAGCAGCAGCAAUCAAGUCGGCGAGCAAGGGAUGGUACAAGACGAUGAUCUCCGAUAGCGACUACACUGAAUUUGAAAACUUCACUAAAUGGUUGGGCGUAUCUCAGUGAGGAAAUCUUUAUUUACAAACCUACAUUUGUUUUAUUUGUGGAGUUAUAAGAUUUGUAGACACCAAGAUGGUUUGGACGGGAAAUAGUUCUUAGCUUACAUGGAGAGUUCUUGUUUACAAGAUUUUCUUAAGUUUAUGUUCCCUUUUCAGCUCUUCUUUUCA
Messenger RNA from Salvia hispanica, 1431 nucleotides. Its product is annotated as large ribosomal subunit protein uL4-like. The record is from RefSeq and is a predicted model, not a curated record. Gene Ontology annotation, molecular function: structural constituent of ribosome. Gene Ontology annotation, cellular component: ribosome. Gene Ontology annotation, biological process: translation. NCBI's taxonomy places the organism in Eukaryota, Viridiplantae, Streptophyta, Magnoliopsida, Lamiales, Lamiaceae.